AUCUAGACUGGCUGAUUUCCACAUGAACUGCAUGGUGACUCAGCACACAGUCAGCAGCUGCCCAAAUGAGGACAACUACCAGGCAUGUCUGGCCUCCUACGCUGGCCUCAUUGGUGAGUGCAGGGGAUUUUGGGCUACCUACCCUGGUAAAACUUGACUUAAAGCCUGCAAGUAUAAUGCUUUAUUAGUUGUUAUACUGUAUGUAUAAGCUUUUAUAAUGGCUUAUUUUAAGGCUUAUAUAAUGUAAUAUCUCAUUAUGACAGGACACUUUUUAUUACUGGCUCAAUAUGGCUGUUAUUUUGUCAGGAUCAUUGGAGAUGAUAAGACAUUUUAGGGUGUUAAUACAUGCUUAUGACAAGUCUUAUAAUUCAUUAUAAUGCACUAUACCUGCAGACUUUAGGUUAAGUGAUACCCAUACCCCUCCUCUAUUUCUUCCCCCAAACACAUUUUACAUCAGUGGCUGAGUGGAGGUGAUGAUGGGAGAGAGAGAGUGUUCACUUCGUUAAAACAUUUAAUUAUCUGUUUACUUGUAUAGUAAAUGUUCUUCAAAUAGAAAAAGGAAAAUUUGCGCCGCAAAGAUAUCCUUCCAUACCAGUAGACAUUUGAAAGCACCUUAGUAAUGUGUUGGCACUAUUCAGUACAAUGAAGGCGGUAGACAAAAUUAGUUAUUUUUGACUACUUUUAUUGAACUUAAAAUACUCUUUAGGGAUGGCAUAGCUUUCCCACUACCACCUGUCUGUAAUUGAAUUGUUGAUAGUUACAAUAAAUGUGUCAGACAUAUCUCUAGUGUAAACUUACUCUUGUUAGUUGUUCUGGACUACACAGUAUGAUGUGUUUUCCACAAAUAAAGCACUCCUCUCCUGAAAGCAUCAACAGAACAUCUGUUUUUGGUAAUAUCUUUCUAAACUAAUAUGACUAGCUAGCAUACUACUGUUAGUUGCCCCCCCCCCCCAGCUCCAUGGUACAAUGUAGGCCCUGUCACCAUUAGCAACAUACUGUAAGCCUGUGUAGGUAGGUAUACUGUUUAUAGUAAAUGUAGUCCAUUAUUAUCCAUUAGUGACCUGUGAAUGAUCUGUAACUGUAGCUUUAUUCUCACAUCUAUAGGGACAGAUAUGACUCCAAAUUACGUGGACGGCAGCUACACCAACUGGACUGUCUCCCCAUGGUGCACCUGUAAAGGAAGUGGGAACCAGGAAGAGGAGUGUGAGAGCUUUCUGAGGGACUUCACAGAGAACACCUGCUUGAGUGAGUCCAGCUUGCCUUUAAAAUCUAUUUUGUAACACAUACAAGACUACUUCAGAUAUGAUUUUAAAGGCACCACCAUUCGAAUCUGUAGUGUGUUUCCCUCUAAACUGAAAGUGAACUGGCACAUCUAACAUAUUUGAGGUUUUUUUAGGUACAUUUGGGGUCUGUAUAUAUAUACAGUGCAUUCGAAAAAUAUUCAGACCCCUUCCCUUUUUCCACAUUUUGUUACGUUACAGCCUUAUUCUAAAAUGGAUUAAAUAAAAAGGGUUCCUCAUCAAUCAACACACAAUUCCCAUAAUACAUUUUGGCAAAUGUAUCAAAAAACUAAAACAGAAAUACCUUAUUUACAUAAGUAUUCAGACCCUUUGCUAUGAGACUCAAAAUUGAGCUCAGGUACAUCCUGUUUCCAUUGAUCAUCCUUGAGAUGCUUCUACAACUUGAUUGGACAUCAUUUGGAAAAGCACACACCUGUCUAUAUAAGGUCCCACAGUUGAAAGUGCAUUUUAGAGCAAAAACCAAGCCAUGAGGUCGAAGGAAUUGUCCGUAGAGCUCCGAGACAGGAUCGUGUCAAGGCACAGAUCUGGGGAAGGAUACCAAAACAUUUCUUCAGCAUUAAAGAUCCCCAAGAACACAGUGGCCUCCAUCAUUCUUAAAUGGAAGAAUUUGGAACCACCAAGACUCUUCCUAGAGCUGGCCGCCCAGCCAAACUGAGCAAUCAGGGGAGAAGGGCCUUGGUCAGGGAGGUGACCAAGAACCCAAUGGUGACUCUGAAAGAGCUCCAGAGUUCCUCUGUGGAGAUGGGAGAACCUUCCAGAAGGACAACCAUCUCUGCAGCACUCCACCAAUCAGGCCUUUGUGGUAGAGUGACCAGAUGGAAGCCACUCCUCAGUAAAAGGCACAUGACAGCCCUCUUGGUGUUUGCCAAAAGGCACUUAAAGGACUCUCAUACCAUGAGAAACAAGAUUUUCUGGUCUGAUGAAAUCAAGAUUGAACUAUUUGGCCUGAAUGCCAAGCCUCACGUCUGGAGGAAACCUGGCACCAUCCCUAUGGUGAAUCAUGGAGGUGGCAGCAUCAUGCAGUGGGGAUGUUUUUCAGCGGCAGGGACUGGGAGACUAGUCAGGAUCGAGGGAAAGAUGAACGGAGCAAAGUAGAGAGAGCUCCUCGAUGAAAACCUGCUCCAGAGCGCUCAGAACCUCAGACUGGGGCGAAGGUUCACCUUCCUACAGGACAACGACCCUAAGCACACAGCCAAGACAACGCAGGAGUGGCUUCGGGACAAGUCUCUGAAUGUCCUUGAUUGGCCCAGCCAGAGCCUGGACUUGAAACCGAUCGAACAUGUCUGGAGAGACCUGAAAAUACCUGACAGAGCUUGAGAGGAAUUGUUUUUGAUUUUUCAUUAUGGGGUAUUGUGUAGAUUGAUGAGGGGAAAAAACAAUUUUAUUAAUUUUUUAAUAAGGCUACAACGUAACAAAAUGUGGAGAAAGUCAAGAGGUCUGAAUACUUUCCGAAUGCACUGUGUGUAUGUAUAUAUAUAUACAGUAUAUAUAUAUAUAAAAAAUUUUUUAAAGCAGAUGUUUCUCGGCACUGUGAGUUGUGGGGUAUAUGGGUAAUAUUGACUGGCUGGUCUUGUAACAGUUAUUUCAUUCACAAUAUUAGAUGACUGUUCCUUUCUUUUCAUAGCUCAUUGCUAGAAUCAACCUCUAUAAUCCUAUUUGACCACUGAUUGUGUUUGGUUUGAAAUGACAAGAUUAGGGUUGCAGAAAUCCUGGUUGGAGGAUUCCGGAUUUCCCACUUAUUCCCUCCUGAUUCCGGAAAUCCUCCAACCAGGAUUUCGGGAAAAUCUGGGAAUUUAUUGAAAGUUCCCAGAAUUUUGCAACCCUAGACAAGAUACAUUGUGAUCCAUUUCUUAUCAACUCAUUACACCUCAAUACCCCAACAUUGUUCAGAUUAUGGGAUAAAGCAAUUAUUUGCAUGUCAUUUCCAGAUUUAACCUUAAAUAUUAGUGUUUUUCUUUUUUCUCAUAGACUGAUAAUCUAAUGAAAAUAACAUUGACAUGGGAAUGUGAAAGGAUAGAGAAAUCAUCCUAAUGGCACCAUUUAGUAGUCAAAUAUCAAGGCUACCGCCACACCAUUGUGAUGUACCAUGCAAUAUCAUCAGAAGUACACAAUACCAGUGCAUUUAUCCAUUGCGUGGAUAAUGCUUUCAGACUAUUUCAAUAGAUUGCAAUGGUGCACCAUUAGCUGAGUCUGCAAGAUGAGGGAUGAGGCUUGUAGCUGAGGAGGCGUCUUGGAAAAUAAUACAAAAUGCAGCAUCUCCUCUUUGCAGUCAAUGGGAACUGGAUAAGAUAAACUGAAAUGUAUGGAGCUUUGCUCUUAUACGCUAAGUGGGGGGACAUAAAUCCACAGAGAUGGUACAUGUUAUGUAAAAUUAGAUAACAGGCUAAUUGUAUUCAGCCUCGUCCCUGCAGGUAACAGCAAUAGGGUUAAAAAACGUAUCUGAAGUCAUUAAAAAAUUGAAUUGCUGUCGGCAAUGAGCUUAAUCACUCGGUAGAACAUUUGGAUGCAGUAAAGCAUCCGCUGAAGGAGCCCUCUAGCCAACUUUGGUGAUUUAUUAGUUUAUUCCCCUAGCACUUCUCUGGAUGAUCUUUCCACCCCAGCAAAGAGAUGCAUAAAAACAAGACUAUUGUCUUAACUUGGCCAGCAUAUUAAGAUACUUUACAAUACCUUUAGAAAUCACAAGCAUUAUGAUCUUCAUGGCUUUGUCAUUCGUCCUAGAUUUGUUACCAACCCAAGGCUGAGAUAUCCAAGUACCCCAUGGAAUGUCUUCACAUAAGAAAUCUGAAGUCAAUUAUGUCUUUACUAUGCUAUGUGUGUGUACAGGAUGCGUGCAUGUGUGUGGGGGUGGGUGUGCUCGCGGAGCAUGCAUGCUCUCUUUGCAUGUGUCAUUGCUCUCUCAUUUGUUCUCUCUGAAAGGGGGAAAUGUUUCAAAGUCAUCUCUGCAUGGUGACCUUAUAAUGGAGGUUGUUGCCAAGCAAUUACACGGUUUGCCUUCUUUCUGCCUGAACAGAAAGAAACAUGUGUUCUGUUAAAAUGGACAAGCAGAGUGAAAAGGUACUUUGUUCUGGUUUACCCCCACCCAUCAGCAAAGCUGACUGGAGAUGUAUUUGUCACCCUUUCCCCGCAGAGUAUUUUGUGUUCACUCUACAAGCUCAUUUAUUUGCUUUUAAAAGAUUCCAUCUCACAGUAUGCUGUUUCUGGAUACUUACUGGCUAACAAAUAGGGCUCAUCAACUCGAGUGCAGACAUUACAGGGCUAUUUGGCCAUGUUGUUGUCGUAAAUUGACCAAAAACCUUUUUGCAACAUAAAAGGUUUGAGUGAGUGUCCUUAUGAGUCAAGGGCUUUGGCCGCGGUGUCUGUGGAUGAACAUCCUGUAUGUGGCUGAUGUUUUCUCUCUAAGAUAAAGAGGUAUAUUAUAGCACAUUUUUGAUAAGGUGAUAAUCAUAUGAUGUACAGUAUAUCGUUGUAGGGUGUAGUAGGUAAAGUUCAAUAAAACAUGCAGGCAGCUGACUACUUAGCUUUAUCAGUCUCAAAAUGAACACAAAACUGUAGUGAAGCAAAAGGAAGAUCAACACCCACACCCAAAAACUGGGCAGAGGACCAAAAAGUUGACUUAGGGCUGACUGUCAGCUGCCCCAAUACUGGGAAGACAGUCUAGACAAAUGACUUUAUAAUUUGCCCCCACAGGAAAUUCCAUUCAAGCAUUCGGUUAUGGAACAGACAGUCUCUUCCACAAAGCUGAGUCUGUCCCACCAACCCCUUCCAUGAAGCCUGGAUUACAGACCUCAGUCAGCACCUCAGAGCCAUACAACCCCAAUGACGUCCAGCCUGAGGAUGAGGCCCACGGGAAGGUAUGCAGGCAUAUCACCAGCUAGCACUGGGUUCCAAGUUCAAAUAACCAGGGUCGUGUUCAUUAGGGCACGCAACGGAAAACGUUUUAAAGCGUUUUGUAACUGAAAACAAAUUAAUGAUUUUUUAUUGGACAAGACCAGAAGGUCCAUCCCUGUUUCAGUCCAUUUGAGUCAUUUAGGUGCCAAAUGAACAUGACCCAUUAAUCACCAGUAGCUACAUUUAAUUAAAACUGGUUAACAGUUUUGAAACAUUUUGAAUGUUGCAGAUGAUGCAUAGCUGACAAGAAUAACUAUUCUACAUAAAACAGAAUCAUGUCAGUUCUACACCAUUUCUCUGUGAAUGUUCUGUAAUGCUAACAACCCCUGAUUUAUUUUCUGGGAUAGGUAGAAAAAAACUGUUGCUGUGCAGUGGGAAAACAUGUUUGCUUAUCUGUUUUGUUUUCACACUGUAAACAUAAUUUCUGUUGAGUAUAUAAAUCCAAAUGUGCGUCCUUUCAACACAAGAAGUAUGAAGAUGCUUUUGAACUAUCUCACAGACCCAGUUACUGUGUUUGACUGAAUAUUGAAUAGGGACCUUCGUAUGGCAUUAAAGGGGCAGUGCAGUCAAAAACAUGAUUUUCCAGAAGAAAAAUAAAGAAAGAUAUAUCCACACUAUGAGGUUUAAAUAACACUCUGAACAUGUGAAACUGAUUAUAAUGCCCUUUUAGUGUAAGAGCUUAAAAAAAUAUAUAUAUAUAUACAUUCUGGAAUUUCAGUCUGUUAAGCUGGGAUGGAGUUUUUGGCCCACUGCAUGACGCACAAUCUGAUUAUUCUGACCAAUGACCAGUCAUCUUUUCUUUGCAUAUGUAUCCUCCUACUUUGAAGGGGUAAGCGGAGUAGGCUCUAGAGUCUAGACGAUCCUAUUCACCAAUCAGGGCUAUGGUGGUCAAAGGUUUUGAGAAUGACACAAGUAUUGGUCUUCACAAAGUUCGCUGCUUCAGUGUUAUGAGAUAUUUUUGUCAGAUGUUACUAUGGUAUACCGAAGUAUAAUUACAAGCAUUCCAUAAGUGUCAAAGGCUUUUAUUGACAAUUACAUUAAGUUUAUGCAAAGAGUCAAUAUUUGCAGUGUUGACCCUUCUUCAAGACCUCUGCAAUCGCCCAUGGCAUGCUGUCAAUAGACUUUCGGCCAUCCUGCUGAUGGCAGCCAUCUUACUUGCAAAUCAAUGCUUGGAGUUUGUCAGAAUUGUGGGUUUUUGUGUCACCGCUCUUGAGGAUCGACCACAAGUUUUCAAUGGGAUUAAGUCUGGAUGUUCCUGCAUGGACCAAAUGUCUGUUUUGUCCCCGAGCAUAGUAUCCGUUGCCUAUGGAAGGUGCCCAUCAUGCUGGGAAGCAUGGUCAUCACCAAAUGUUUUGGAGGUGGAGAAGUGCCUCGGGGUGUGUGGACCAUCUUAUUCAUGGCUGUGUCUUGGCAAAUGGAGUGAGCACUCCCUUGGUGAGAAGCAACCCCACCAUUAAUGGUUCUCAGGAUGCUUUACUGUUGGCAUGACACAGGACUGAUGGUAGCGCUCACCUUGUCUUCUCCGGACAAGUUGUUUUCUGGGUGCCCCAAACAAUCGGAAAGGGGAUUCAUCAGAGAAAAUGACUUUACCUCAGUCCUCAGCAGUCCAAUCCCUGUACCUUUUGCAGAAUAUCAGUUUGUCCCUGAUGUUUUUCCUGGAGAGAAGUGGCUUCUUUGCUGCCCUUCUUGACACCAGGCCAUCCUCCAAAAGUCUUCACCUCACUGUUCGUGCAGAUGCACUCACACCUGCCUGCUGCCAUUCCUGAGCAAGCUCUGCACUGGUGGUGCCCCAAUCCCGCAGCUGAAUCAACUUUUGGAGACGGUCCUGGUGCUUGCUGGACUUUCUUGGCGGCUUAAAGGCUUAAAGGGUCCUAUGGACAGAUACUCCAAUCCCCGCUGUGGAGCUUUGCAGCUCCUUCAGGGUUAUCUUUGGUCUCUUUGUUGCCUCUCUGAUUAAUGCCCUCCUUGCCUGGUCCGUUAGUUUUGGUGGGUGGCCCUCUCUUGGCAGGUUUGUUGUGGUGCCAUAUUCUUUUCAUUUUUUAAUAAUGGAUUUAAUGGUGCUCCGUGGGAUGUUCAAAGUCUCUGAUAUUUUUUUAUAACCCAACCCUGAUCUGUACUUCUCCACAACUUUGUCCCUGACCUGUUUGGAGAGCUCCUUGGUCUUCAUGGUGCCGCUUGCUUGGUGGUGCCCCUUGCUUAAUGGUGUUGCAGACUCUGGGGCCUUUCAGAACAAGUGUAUAUAUACUGAGAUCAUGUGACAGAUCAUGUGACACUUAGAUUGCACACAGGUGGACUUUAUUUAACUAAAUAUGUGACUUCUGAAGGUAAUUGGUUGCACCAGAUCUUAUUUAGGGGCUUCAUAGCAAAGGGGGUGAACACAUAUGCACGCACCACUUUUCCGUUAUUAAUUUGUUCUAAUUUUUUUCAUUUCACUUCACCAAUUUUGACUAUUUUGUGUAUGUCGAUUACAUGAAAUACAAAUACAAAUCCAUUUAAAUUACAGGUUGUAAUGCAAAAAAAUAGGAAAAACGCCAAGGGGGAUGAAUACUUUUGCAAGGCACUGUAUGUAAAUAUAUGUACAUUUGUAUCAACACGCCCACGCUUUCAGACUUUUUUUAAUGGCAAAAGGAGGCGCAAGGAAAUAAAUGAUUGAAAACAUAUUUGAGUUAUUUUCAUGAAAUAAACACACACAGUUAUUUAUUUGACAUACAGUGAUGAUUAAAAAAUAUAUUAAAAAGACUGCAUGGGGUAUUUAAAGCCAGAAUCCUUAGUUGCUACAUACAUUUUUGGACUUAUAAAUGAGUGAUAUACAGUGCAUUCAGAAAGUAUUCAGACCCUUGACUUUUUCCACAUUUUGUUGCAUUACAGCCUUAUUCUAAAAUGUAUUAAAAUUGUUUAAAAAAAUAUAUAUAUAUAUUUUUUAAAACUGAAAUAUCAUUUUUCCGUAAGUAUUCAGACCAUUUACUCAUUACUUGGUUGAAGCACCUUUGGCAGCGAUUACAGCCUCGAGUCUUCUUGGGUAUGACACUACAAGCUUGGCACACCUGUAUUUGGGGAGUUUCUCCCAUUCUUCUCUGCAGAUCCUCUCAAGCUCUGUCAGGUUAGAUGGGGAGCAUGGCUGCACAGCUAUUUUCAGGUCUCUCCAGAGAUGUUCGAUCGGGUUCAAGUCAGGGCUCUGGCUGGGCCACUCAAGGACAUUCAGAGACUUGUCCCGGAGCUACUCCUGUGUUGUCUUGGCUGUGUGCUUAAGGGUCGUUGUCCUGUUGGAAGGUGAACCUUCGCCCCUAGUCUGAGGUCCUGAGCGCUCUGGAGCAGGUUUUCAUCAAUAAUCUCUCUGUAGUUUGCUCCGUUCAUCUUUCCCUCGAUCCUCACUAGUCUCCCAGUCCCUGCCACUGAAAAACAUCCCCACAGCAUGAUGCUGCCACCACCAUGCUUCACCGUAGGGAUGGUGCCAGGUUUCCUCCAGAUGUGACGCUUGGCAUUCAGGCCAAGGAGUUCAAUCUUGGUUUAAUCAGACCAGAUAAUCUUGUUUCUCAUGGUCUGAGAGUCCUUUAGGUGCCUUUUAACAAACUCCAAGCGGGCUGUCAGGUGCCUUUUACUGAGGAGUGGCUUCCGUCUGGCCACUAUACCAUAAAAGCCUAAUUGGUGGAGUGCUGCAGAGAUGGUUGGCCUUCUGGAAGGUUCUCCCAUCUCCACAGUCACUCUGGAGCUCUAUCAGAGUGACCAUCGGGUUCUUGUUCACCUUCCUUUCCCUGACCAAGGCCCUUCUCCCCCGAUUGCUCAGUUUAGGAAGAGGAAGAGUAUUGGUGGUUCCAUUUAAGAAUGAUGGAGACCACAUGCUGCAGAAAUUUGUUGGUACCUUUCCCCAGAUCUGUGCCUCGACACAAUCCUGUCUCGGAGCUCUACGGACAAUUCCUUCGACCUCAUGGCUUGGUUUUUGCUCUGACAUGCAGUGUCAACUGUGGGACCUUAUAUAGACAGGUGUGUGCCUUUCCAAAUCAUGUCCAAUCAAUUGAAUUUACCAUAGGUCGACUCCAAUCAAGUUGUAGUAACAUCUCAAGGAUGAUCAAUCGAAACAGGAUAAACCUGAGCUGAAUUUCGGGUCUCAUAACAAAGGGUCUGAAUACUUAUGUAAAUAAAGUAUUGAGGUAUUUUAUUUUUUAUAAAUUUGCAAAAAAUGUCUAAAAAACCUGUUUUAGAUUCGUCAUUAUGGGGAAUUGUGUGUAGAUUGAUGAGGAAAACAUUUUAUUUAAUCUAUUUUAGAAUAAGGCUGUAAAGUAACAACAUGUGGAAAAAGGGAAGGGGUCUGAAUACUUUCCAAAUGCACUGUACCCAUUCAUUCUUAAAGAAUAUAACUUCUAAAUGCCUUAGCUCAACUGUCGUAUACCCAUCAGAACCCAAAUACAAUCUUGUUUACACCAAUGUUAGUAAACAAAGUAAAUGUAAACAAACACUGUAUAGCCUCAAAUCAUGGUUAAAAAACACCAUUUCGAUAUCAUGGAUGGUCAGUCCUUGUAUCAAUAGCUCUGUCUAUGAAUUUGAGAGUGGUUACAUUUCUCUAGUCCCAUCCUUCAGCUUUUUACUAAAACAGAGGUCUUUGCGAACGCUAUGUUAUGUUAUGCUAUUGUUUCAAUUAAGGAUUCUAGCUUUAAACAAGAUAAGUCGUUGUUUGUAUUAUAUGAUUAUUAUAGGGAUAUUUAUAAUUCCAUGUUUCAUGCAUGGCUGAAAAACAAUACUGUUCUGGCAUCAUUAUUAUGUUUGAAAAUACUCCUAUAAUGAUGUUGAAUGCUGAGCAAUUUCAGGCUUUCACAUCCAUUAAAUGGUCAUCUCUCACACUGCUCCAAUAGUGUGCUGUACACAACCCUCAUUGUGAUAAAGACAGCAAAUGAAUACCUUAAAAAUGGUGUGAGGGUGAGAAUGAAUGAAUAAGCCACGCUGAUAACAAUAACAGUGGGAGGUAGAGGAGGGGAGCGGUUGAAUUGCUUUCUCUAAAGGUUCUGUGUGUAUGUCAGUAUUGAUGCACCGCUCUGUGCCUCUCUCGCUGCAGUGCAAUGCUUAAUUUAUAGUAAAAAUGGUAAUUAGGAAACAAUAAGACAUGUGAUUACUCAAGCAGGAAGUUUAUAAUUAGAGAGGGAGCCGGUGGGGACUUUUUGGGCGGCCCCUCAUUCUGCAGCAUAUAUGCUUGGCAAUUAAAAUGUGUCAAACUUACAUCGUAGAUUAAUUGGUAGAAUGCUGAUAUGACUCCUCUUGGCAAAAGACAGGCUGUCUAGCCUCUUAAAUCUCAUGACUGCUCAGGACCACACGCAUGCUGUUGUCCAGUUAGUGGAAAUGUUAUGCUAAAUGAAGUGGCGUAGUCUGCUGUGUGUUUGAUGGCUGGACAGGCUCCCCCUGACACUCGAUAAGUAAUCUGAAGUGUUGUUUGAUAAAUGAGCCCUGUGGAGCAUUAGGCCAGGAUUGGCUGUGCUGCUCAAACUUAAUUCCCUCUCAAGUCAAAACCCUGGUGUAGAGAAUCAUUGUACCGUCUAAAAUUGUAUUUUCAGCUGUUUGAAGCUGGUGUACAAAACCGAAAGUAAAAUUCACUUUGUCUUAUCACUGUUUGCAACUUCUGUAUUUUCAACCCUCUGGAAAGUUUCAGGAAGUGAAACUGUGGAGGACUGUUGAAUGGAUAAGGAUAUGAAUAAUGUGUAUAAGAUGUCAUUUUCCUUACCAAUCAGGAUUUCAAUUAAUUCAGUGGACAGGCUUUCAGAAUGCUGCUAACAUUUAAUAAUGGAGAGCUUUCGUAUUUCGUAUUGUACAUGUUAUUAUAUUAAUUGUUAUAUUAUAUUAUUAUAUUGAUUCUACUAAUGUUAGGCCUAUCUACUUCUCUAUUUUUGCCACCUCAGUUUCGUGUUUUGGUGCGUUCAGAUCCACAUAAGAAUAUAUUGUGCCACAACCAUUGGGCCAAAUGUGUGGUGCAAUGCUUGUAGAAGUUACGUUGGCGCAGCCUUUGCAUAGAUACAGUAUGUGCAAGUACUUUAACCAGUGGUUGCUGGUGGGAAGAGCUAUAGGAGGAUGGGCUCAUUGUAAUGGCUGGAAUGGAAUUAAUGGAACGGAGUCAAACAUGUGGUUUCCAUAUGUUUGAUGUGUUUGAUACCGUUCCAUUUAUUCCAUUCCAGCCAUUACAAUGAGCCCAUCCUGCUAUAGCUCCUCCCACCAGCCUCCACUGACUUUAACGUGACCCCAAAAUACCAACUCUGUCAUUGCCCUAGUCAUUGCUCACUGCCUGGCUGUUUUGUGUAUGUAGAACAGAGCUCCUAAUUUUACUGCCAUUUCAGCUGUUUGGAAAUGGAGAUCAAAAAGUGUUUUAUCGUUUUUUUCAAUCACUUCGGCACAUUUUUUAUAUGUAUGUGGUGUAUUUUCAAAACUCUAGGUACAAAACUCUAAACUGAUAAAACUUGUAAUGCCCCUUAUCUUAUGUUCAGAACCUUUGAUUGUGCAUUUCUGUGAAAUAGCAUGAAAACAUUUUGUUUAGUCACCAAUACAUCAGAUAAUGAUAGGCUUGCCAUUUAGUCAUUUUAACUAAGAUUUAAUCCAAUAGCAAAAAAUAUAAGAUACACAUUUCAAAAUUGUUAUUUUUGAAGUGCUGGUUAGAAAGAAUAGUACCUGGUAAAUAUAUUUGUCCAUGCAGUAUUUGACUAAAACUUGACAUUCCAUUUAAAAAAAAAUAAGUUGUAUACAAUGGCAGGUUGUGAGUAUGUUGAGAGAUAUGUAAUUCUUACAGUUUUAUUAUCCUUAUACAGUACAUACGUAGGACAAAUCAUCAGAAAUAAAUAAGUUCUUGUAAAGCAGUUGGCUACUGUAAAAACGUAGCACGGUGUUGUAUUCCAUUUCUGCCCCAUGCAACAUUACAUUUCAGUCAUUUAGUAGACACUCUUAUCCAGAGCGACUUACAGUUAGUAAGUGCAUACAUUUUUCAUACUGGCACCCCGUGGGAAUCGAACCCACAACCCUGGCGUUGCAAGCGUCAUGCUCUACCAACUGAGCUACAAGAGGCCUACAUUGCACAAUAUCACCUUUUCUAUGAGACUUGUCAACUGAAACAGUAUUGUUCUCUGCUAAACAAAAAGUGCCCUUUGAAUGUAGUAUGCUACCGUACUGUAAAUUACAGUACAUUACACUGUUUUCACAUUAGACAAUACACUUGUCAGAGGAAGGCCCUCAAAAUUGUCAAAGACUCCAGCCACCCUAGUCAUAGACUGUUCUCUCUGCUUCCGCACGGCAAGCGCCAAGUCUAGGUCCAAAAGGCUUCUCAACAGCUUCUACCCCCAAGCCAUAAGACUCCUGAACAGCUAAUCAUUGCCACCCAGACUAUUUGCACUGCCACUCCCCCCCCCCCCCCCCCCAACCCCACCCCCACCCCCACCCCCCUCUUUUAAGCUGCUGCUACUCUGUCUAUUAUUUAUGCAUAGUCACUUUAACUCUACCCACAUGUACAUAUUACCUCAAUUACCUCGACUAGCCGGUGCCCCCGCACAUUGACUCUGCACCGGUAACCCCUUGUAUAUAGCCUCCCUACUGUUAUUUUAUUUUACUGCUGCUCUUUAGUUAUUUUUUUUUCCAUUUUUUUUUACUUAACACUUUAAAAAAAUAUACAAAAUAAUGCUUUGUUGGUUAAGGGCUUGUAAGUAAGCAUUUCACUGUAAUGUCUACACCUGUUGUAUUUGACGCAUGUGGCAAAUACAAUUUGAUUUGAUUUGAUUUGCACUACUCAUUAAAAUUGAGUGAACAUCACAUUUCCAUCAUUUCUAUCCCAUGUGUGAUCAAAGGUGUGAUCAUUGAAGAAAUCUUUCACAUUGUAAUCAAAUGAAAGAAAUGAAAGAAACAUAAUGUUUAGCAGCACUAGUUUGCAUCAAGCCUGUCUUGAGCAUUUGGCCAUAGGUUCUCAUCAAAAUCGCGGUAAAUAUCCCCAUUGUUCAAGCAUCUGGCUAAAAACCUUUUUGCAUGGCGAAUCCAAGUGGCCAGUGAUUCCAUGUCUAUGUAUAUAGGGCAGCAGCCUCUAAGGUGCAGGGUUGAGUAACUGGGUGGUAGCCGGCUAGUUAUAGCUAUUUAACAGUCUGAUAGCCUUGAGAUAGAAGCUGUUUUUCAGUCUCUUUGUCCCAGCUCUGAUGCACCUGUACUGACCUCGCCUUCUGGAUGAUAGCGCGGUGAACAGGCGGUGGCUUGGCUGGUUGAUGUCCUUGAUGAUAUUUUUAGCCUUCCUGUGACAUUGGGUGCUGUAGGUGCCCCCGGUGAUGCGUUGGGCAUACCGCACCACCCUCUGGAGAGCCGGUGCAGUUGCCAUACCAGGCAGUGAUACGGCCCGACAGGAUGCUCGCAAAUGUGCAUCUGUAAAGGUUUGUGAGGGUCUUAGGGGCCAAGCCAAAUUUCUUCAGCCUCCUGAGGUUGAAGAGGCGCUGUUGCGACUUCUUCACCACACUGUCUGUGUGGGUGGAACAUUUCAGAUUGUCAGUGAUAUGUACGCUGAGGAACUUGAAUCUUUCCACCUUCUCCACUGCGGUCCCGUCAAUGUGGAUAGGGGGGUGCUCCCUCUGCUGUUUCCUGAAGUCCACGAUCAGCUCCUUCAUUUUGUUGACGUUGAGGGAGAGGUUAUUUUCCUGGCACCACUCUGCCAGGGCCCUCACCUUCUCCCUGUAGGCUGUCUCGUCAUUGUUAAUAAUCAGGCCUACUACUGUUGUGUCAUCUGCUAACUUGAUUGAGUUGGAGGCGUGCAUGGCCAUGCAGUCAUGGGUGAACAGAGAGUACAGGAGGGGGCUGAGCACGCACACUUGUGUGGCCCCUGUGUUGAGGAUCAGCGAAGUGUAGGGGUUGUUUCCUACCUUCACCACAUGGGGGCGGCCCGUCAUGAAGUCCAGGACCCAGUUGCACAGGGCGGGGUUCAGACCCAGGGCCCCGAGCUUAAUGAUGAGCUUGGAGGGUAAUAUGGUGUUGAAGGCUGAGCUAUAGUCAAUGAACAGCAUUCUGACGUAGGUAUUCCUCAUGUCCAGAUGGGAUAGGGCAGUUUGCAGUGCGAUGGCGAUUGCAUCGUCUGUGGAUCUAUUGGGGCGGUAAGAAAAUUGAAGUUGGUCUAGGGUGUCAGGUAAGGUAGAGGUGAUAUGAUCCUUAACUAGCCUCUCAAAGCACUUCAUGAUGACAGAAGUGUGUGCUACGGGGCGAUAGUCAUUCAGUUACCUUAGUUUUCUUGGGUACAGGAACAAUGGUGGACAUCUUAAAGCAAGUGGGGACAGCAGAUUGGGAUAGGGAGAGAUUGAAUAUGUCCGUAAACACUCCAGCCAUCUGGUCUGCGAAUGCUCUGAGGACACGGCUAGGGAUGCCAUCUGGGCCGGCAGCCUUGCGAGGGUUAACACGCUUAAAUGUCUUACUCAUGUCGGCCAUGGAGAACGAGAGCCCACAGUCCUUUGGAGCAUGCCAUGUCGGUGGCACUGUGUUAUCCUCAAAGCGGGCCAAGAAGGUGUUUAGCUUGUCCGGGAGCAAGACGUCGGUGUCCGUGACGUGGCUGGUUUUCCCAUUGUAAUCCGUGAUUGUCUGUAGACCCUGCCACAUACGUCUCGUGUCUGAGCCGUUGAAUUGCGACUCCACUUUGUCUCGAUACUGACGUUUUGCCUGUUUGAUUGUCUCACGGAGGGAAUAACUACACUGUUUGUAUUUGACCAUAUUCCCAGUCACCUCGCCAUGGUUAAAUGCGGUUGUUUGUGCUUUCAGUUUUGCACGAAUGCUGCCAUCUAUCCACGGUUUCUGGUUUGGGUAGGUUUUAAUUGUCACCGUGGGAACAACAUCACCUAUACACUUCCUGAUUAACUCAGUCACCGUGUCCGUGUAUACGUCAAUGAUAUUCUCAGAGGCUCCCCGGAACAUAUCCCAGAUCAAAAUGAUCUUGAAGCAUAGAUUCCAAUUGGUCAGACCAGCAUUGAAUAGACCUGAGCACGGGUACUUCCUGUUUGAGUUUCUGCCUAUAGGAAUGGAGGAGCAAAAUUGAGUGGUGAUCUGAUUUGCCGAAGGGAGGGCUGGGGAGGGCCUUGUAGGCAUCUCGAAAAGGCGAGUAGCAGUGGUCUAGUGUUUUUCCUAAGCGAGUACUACAGUCAAUGUGUUGAUAGAACUUCGGUAGCGUUUUCCUCAAAUUUGCUUUGUUAAAGUCCCCAAAUACAAUAAAUGCGGCCUCAGGAUAUGUGGUUUCCAAUAUUCUAGGUCGGGUGAACAAAAGGACUUGAGAUUCUGUAUGUUAUCACAAUCACACCAUAAGAAUACAUUUGAAAAUAAAUUGGAUGACCUAAGAUUACGGUUAUCCUACCAACGGGACAUUAAAAACUGUAAUAUCUUAUGUUUCACCGAGUCGUGGCUGAACGACGACAUGGAUAACAUACAGCUAGCGGGCUAUACGCUACAUCGGCAGGAUAGAACGGCUGACUCCGGUAAGACAAGGGGUGGCGGUCUGUGUAUAUUUGUAAACAACAGCUGGCGCACAAAAUCAAAUACUAAGGAAGUCUCGAGGUUUUGCUCGCCUGAGGUAGAGUAUCUUAUGAUAAGCUGUAGACCACACUAUUUACCAAGAGAGUUUUCAUCUAUAUUUUUCAUAGCUGUCUAUUUACCACCACAAACCAAUGCUGGCAUUAAGAUUGCACUGAAUGAGUUGUACAAGGCCAUAAAUCAACAGGAAAACGCUCAUCCAGAUGCAGCGCUCCUAGUGGCCGGGGACUUUAAUGCAGGGAAACUUAAAUCCGUUCUACCUAAUUUCUACCAGCAUGUUAAAUGUGCAACCAGAGGAAAAAAAACUCUAGACCACCUUUACUCCACACACAGAGACGCAUACAAAGCUCUCCCUCGCCCUCCAUUUGGCAAAUCUGACCAUAACUCUAUCCUCCUGAUUCCUGCUUAUAAGCAAAAACUAAAGCAGGAAGCACCAGUGACUCGGUUAAUAAAAAAGUGGUCAGAUGACGCAGAUGCUAAGCUACAGGACUGUUUUGCUAGCACAGACUGGAACAUGUUCCAGGAUUCUUCAGACAGCAUUGAGGAGUACACCACAUCAGUCACUGGCUUCAUCAAUAAGUGCAUCGAUGAUGUCGUCCCCACAGUGACCGUACGUACAUACCCCAACCAGAAGCCAUGGAUUACAGGAAACAUCCGCACUGAGCUAAAGGGUAGAGCUGCCGCUUUCAAGGAACGGGACUCUAACCCGGACGCUUAUAAGAAAUCCCGCUAUGCCCUCCGACGAACCAUCAAACAGGCAAAGAGUCAAUACAAGACUAAGAUUGAAUCGUACUACACUGGCUCUGACGCUCGUCGGAUGUGGCAGGGCUUGAAAACUAUCACAGACUACAAAGGGAAGCACAGCCGCGAGCUGCCCAGUGACACAAGCCUACCAGACGAGCUAAACCACUUCUAUGCUCGCUUCGAGGCAAGCAAGACUGAAGCAUGCAUGAGAGCACCAGCUGUUCCGGAUGACUAUGUGAUCACGCUCUCCGUAGCCGAUGUGAGUAAGACUUUUAAGCAGGUCAACAUUCACAAGGCCGCAGGGCCAGACGGAUUACCAGGACGUGUACUCCGAGCAUGUGCUGACCAACUGGCAAGUGUCUUCACUGACAUUUUCAACAUGUCCCUGACUGAGUCUGUAAUACCAACAUGUUUCAAGCAGACCACCAUAGUCCCCGUGCCCAAGGACUCUAAGAUAACCUGCCUAAAUGACUACCGACCCGUAGCACUGACAUCUGUAGCCAUGAAGUGCUUUGAAAGGCUGGUCAUGGCUCACAUCAACAGCAUUAUCCCAGAAACCCUGGACCCACUCCAAUUUGCAUACCGCCCCAACAGAUCCACAGAUGAUGCAAUAUCUAUUGCACUCCACACUGCCCUUUCCCACCUGGACAAGAGGAACACCUACGUGAGAAUGCUAUUCAUUGACUACAGCUCAGCAUUCAACACCAUAGUGCCCUCUAAGCUCAUCACUAAGCUAAGGAUCCUGGGACUAAACACCUCCCUCUGCAACUGGAUCCUGGACUUCCUGACGGGCCGCCCCCAGGUGUUAGGGUAGGUAACAACACAUCUGCCACACUGAUCCUCAACACGGGGGCCCCUCAGGGGUGCGUGCUCAGUCCCCUCCUGUACUCUCUGUUCACCCAUGACUGCAUGGCCAGGCACGACUCCAACACCAUCAUUAAGUUUGCCGACGACACAACAGUGGUAGGCCUGAUCACCGACAACGAUGAGACAGCCUAUAGGGAGGAGGUCAGAGACCUGGCCGUGUGGUGCCAGGACAACAACCUCUCCCUCAACGUGACCAAGACAAAGGAGAUGAUUGUGGACUACAGGAAAAAAAAGAGGACUGAGCACGCCCCCAUUCUCAUCGACGGGGCUGUAGUGGAACAGGUUGAGAGCUUCAAGUUCCUUGGUGUCCACAUCACCAACGAACUAUCAUGGUCCAAACACACCAAGACAGUCGUGAAGAGGGCACGACAAAGCCUAUUCCCCCUCAGGAGACUGAAAAGAUUUGGCAUGGGUCCUCAGAUCCUCAAAAAAUUCUACAGCUGCACCAUCGAGAGCAUCCUGACUGGUUGCAUCACCGCCUGGUAUGGCAACUGCUUGGCCUCCGACCGCAAGGCACUACAGAGGGUAGUGAGUACGGCCCAGUACAUCACUGGGGCCAAGCUUCCUGCCAUCCAGGACCUCUAUACCAGGCGGUGUCAGAGGAAGGCCCUCAAAAUUGUCAAAGACUCCAGCCACCCUAGUCAUAGACUGUUCUCUCUGCUACCGCACGGCAAGCGGUAUCGGAGUGCCAAGUCUAGGUCCAAAAGACUUCUCAACAGCUUCUACCCCCAAGCCAUAAGACUCCUGAACAGCUAAUCAUGGCUACCCGGACUAUUUGCACUGCCCCCCCACCCCAUCCUUUUUACGCUGCUGCUACUCUGUUAAUUAUUUAUGCAUAGUCACUUUAACUCUACCCACAUGUACAUAUUACCUCAACUACCUCAACUAGCCGGUGCCCCCGCACAUUGACUCUGCAACGGUACCCCCCUGUAUAUAUAGCCUCCCUACUGUUAUUUUAUUUUACUUCUGCUCUUUUUUUUCUCAACACUUUUUUUGUUGUUGUUUAAAAAAAAAAAAAUGUUAAAAAUAAAUGCACUGUUGGUUAAGGGCUGUAAGUAAGCAUUUCACUGUAAUGUCUGCACCUGUUGUAUUCGGCGCAUGUGACCAAUACAAUUUGAUUUGAUUUGAUUUGAUUUGAGUAGUUAAUCAUGAAACAUACACCACCGCCUUUCUUCUUCCCGGAGAGUUGUUUUUUUCUGUCUGCGCGAUGAACUGAGAACCCAGCUGGCUGCAUGGAUGGGGACAGUAUAUCCCGAGAGAGCCAUGAUUCUGUGAAACAGAGUAUGUUACAGUGCCUGAUGUCUCUCUGGGAGGAGAUCCUCGCCCUGAGCUCGUCCACUUUAUUGUCCAGAAACAUUAGCGAGUAAUAUACUCUGAAGCGGUGGAUGGUGUGCACGCCUCCUGAGUCGGACUAGAAGUCCACUCCGAAUACCUCUUCUACGCCGGCGGUGUCUUGGAGUAGCCUCUGGGAUAAGUUCAAUUGCAGUGGGGGUGCGAACAAAGGAUCCAAUUCGGGAAAGUCAUAUUCCUGGUCAUAAUACUGGUGAGUUACCAUUUACAUUUACAUCAUUUAGCAGACGCUCUUAUCCAGAGCAACUUACAAAUUGGUGCAUUCAACUUAUGAUAGCCAGUGGGACAACCACCUUUUUUUGUAUUUAGUUUUUUAUAGGGGGAGGGGGAAGAAAGAUUACUUUAAACUAUUCCAGGUAUUCCUUAAAGAGGUAGGGUUUCAAGUGUCUCCGGAAGGUGGUCAGUGACUCCGCUGUCCUGGCGUCGUGGGGGAGCUUGUUCCACCAUUGGGGUGCCAGAGCAGCGAAUAACUUUGACUGGGCUGAGCGGGAACUGUGCUUCCGUAGAGGUAGGGGAGCUAGCAGGCCAGAGGUGGAUGAACGUAGUGCCACUGCUCUGAUAUCCAAAAGUUAAUUUCCGUCUGUAUGUAAUAACACAAAAAACGUUCUAGGCUAAUAAUGUAAGAAAUAACACACAACAAAAACGAAAUACUGCAAAGGGUCACAUACCAAAAUGUGUGGACUGUUGCCACUUUGGAUAAAAGUGUCUGCUACAUAAAUGGCAUAUAUUAUGGUAUUACAGUAGUGUAUUGGCCAAUGUAGUUUUAGUAAAGCAGUGUGAUUUUUUACAUCCAGUACAUCUCUGAUCUUGUCAAUAUCAGAUUAAAAAAAAAAAUAAUUCACAAUACAAAAAAAAAAAAUUGUUAUCAUCAUAGCAGUACAUUCAAGUAUAUAUCAUACUUUUUAUUUUUCUGCUUUACAGAUGUACAUUUUCAUUAUGUAGUUUUUGAUGAUUUGUUUUGAGUUUUGUACUAAGAGUUGUGGGAAUGUACCACAUACAUAUGAAAAUUGCACCAAAGCGAUUGAAAAAAAAAACUGCCUGCCGGUAUCUACAAGUGCCUAAGAAAACUAUAAACUCACUAUGAUGUCUUUGUAGCAGUCCCAGUAUGGGAGUUCAACAUGUUGUUUUUCUGUAUUUAUGUUCCUGCAGGAACCUGAUUGAAAAUAUUGUUUGGGAUAAGAGGAUAUUAUUAAUUUAGUUUUGUGAAGGUAGCUUGACGUAAAUAGAUGGUGAGCACUUUUUAGAAUUGAUCAGAGCUUCGUCGAACAGUAAUGUUCGACUGCUUACCAUUUGUAUGUCUCUGUGUGCAGUUUGAAGGAAGUUGCUAACUAACGCUAGUUAGCAUUGGCUCGCGAAACUACCUGUAACUUCCUUCGUGCUGAAUACAGAGAAAUAUAAAUGGUAUCCAUGAGUUCAUCUGACUCUGGGGAAGUUGCCAAAAUCCCGAAAUGGCCGUCUUAACAAGCUUUUAAUCAGGGAAAUAAUUCAUACAUUUUUUCUCAUCUUUUUGAGAGUCAUGCAUUAUUUAAUGGAACCAUUGUAUAAGAGAGAAUUAGCCACCUCUUCAGAAGUCAAUGUUUGCUUGAGGGCCCCUGACUUUACAGUACACUGUGUUGAUUCUCAGCUCAAUUGAAUGUAAUUGAUUGCGGACCAACCCUGGGUUACUCAAUAACCAGCCCUGGGAAAGCAGCUGAACAUUGCUGUUCGACAAAGCUCUGAUCAAUUAAAAAAAGUACUCACCAUCCAUCUACUGUACAUGUUAAGCUACCUUCACAAAACUAAAUUAAUUAUAUCCUGUUAUCCCAAACAAUAUUUUGUGUGUGGGUACGUUUCUGAAUGUGUGCGUGCAUGUCUCUCUGUGUUUUUUUGUUGUUGUUGUCAUUUAGCAGACGCUCUUAUCCAGAGCGACUUACAUUAGUAAUUAGGGUUAAGUGCCUUGCUCAAGGGCACAUCGACAGUUUUGUCACCUAGUCAGCUCAGGGAUUCAAACCAGUGACCUUUCUGUUACUGGCCCAACACUCUUAACCGCUAGGCUACCUGUUCAUAUGUGCGUGCGUUCGUGUGUGUGUACUGAUAUACAUAUUGGCUGCAGACAGAGAUCUGGACCAAUGUCAACAGGCUGCUGCCACACAUCACUGCACCUGCUAAUUAAUUGGCUUUUAGUUGCGGAUGUGUUUGCUGCUUUGUCAAGCAACCGAUUGCUUUUUUUUGGCAACUGUCAUUUAACCAUUUCUCUGUACAAUCACACAUUUGAAACCAAGCUCUUCCAUAAUCAAUACAGCCUUUCCUUUCGCCUAAAACCCAUACAAAAACAUCUCCCAGUGCUUAUAUAACUACCAUUGACUAUUUUUUUCAUUAUGUAUUUUUCAACAACAAAAAAAUGCCCAUGUGUUGUGUUGGAGACAUUGCUAUUAGAAGAUUCUAUCUGACUCUAUGUUUUCUCUCUGUACAGGGAAAUGGACCAAAGUGCAAUCUCUCAAAAGGCUACAUUUAUGGAGAUGAGGAAAGGAGUGGAGGAGGGAAUGCUUCAUGUUUCUGUUGAUAUGCUAUAUUGCUUUGCUGGGGAAAUGGUGCCUCCACAAAUUGAGAAAGCUGCAGUUACUUGGAGGCAAAUUGUUUGCUAGGUGUUACAGGAAUCAGAGCAAAUUGAAAAUGUUCAAAAUGCUUACAAUGUUAUGGAAAAGCACAUAAUAAGGCCAUGCUAGAGUGGGCAUAACUGAGCAACUCUGGGGUGUACAAUAUCUAGAACAAUACAGAUGUAGUAUCUUAAUUUGAUCACCCUGUUGUUGCAGGAAAUUUUAACUUGUAGCAUAUUCUAGGUUUAAAAAGGCUUCUAAAGUUUGUAAUUUCCAUUUUAAAAUUUCGGAUAUGAUUUGCGCUAACAAAAAAUGUAUCAACCGCUACAAAAAUGAAUUGUAAUCCACACAAUAAUUCACAUUUCCUGAUGCUGCAGGAUUAUUUUCCUGCUGUGGGAUCCUUCAUCUGUAUGUCCCUUCUACCCUUUCUCCUAAUGUACUGUACAACAUAGUUGCCUUUCACAUUGACUGCUGUUGUCCAUGGUAAAAUGUUCUAUAUGUUCUAUAUCUAUAUGUGUAGAAGUACAAUGUUUUGACUGAUAUUGUACAGAAAUAAAACUUAUCCAAAUGUCUAGGAAGCAGAUUAGUACUGUAAAACUUCAGUUAAUAGCCCGGGUGUUUAUUUGCUUAAAUCACUAAACACAACAGACACUUUUUAAAGACAGGAUUCUAUUUGAGCCAGGCAUCUAUUUACUUAAUGCACACAGCUUUUGCUCAUUAGCAUAGUAAAACAAUUUCCCCCAGCAUUUUAAACAAUUACUUCAUUUCCUGCACUAAUGUGUUAUCAUUUACACACUGUCAUGUUUCUUUUGUCUUAGUAUGCCUCUAAAAAAAUAAAAUAAAAUAUUAUCUUCUUAGACUGUGCAAUUUUGGCAGUUCUUACUUUCACAAUUAGAGGGUGAUAGGCCUAUUUCUAGGGUUCUGUACUCCCGAAGUUGUUGACUGUUUUUCUGCUGUUAGCAGCAAAUUGCUAGCAGUUUCUUACUAGAAGAAAAACAGAUGAUUGCCAUAAUUUCUUCGAGUCAUUACUUAAUUAUUUAAUGUAACAAAUCAAACAUUAAACCUAGUAAACAAUUAAUGAUAAUUCAUGGUAACCUCGUAAGCAAUGCCGAGCUACAGCGGUGUUUGUCAGACCAUGAGACAUCCCAAAAAUAUGUAUUCUCACAAAAACGUCUGUAGCGUCUAUGGGAAGGGGAGACUCUCACGAACAUGAUGGUGUUCUCCGUUCUGCUCUAUGAACUCCCACAAGUGUCACGGGACUCGUCUGAAAGUAACCCAUACAAACGAAUGGAAGUAUGGAGGUAGUUUUGUGCCAACAAAAAUAAGGGGUUAAAUAUUUGUCCCAAAAAACGACAAUAUUUCCUGCGCUUUUUCUUAUAUCUCCUUAUAGGACAGACACUUCAAAACCUUAUUCCUUAUUAUUUAUUUUUUGACUGUCUUUUUCAUUUUUCAAAUGUAUUCAUGUUUUUACUCCAGUGGAGUGGCUGUGGAUCAGUGUUUUACCAUUUCUCUGUAAAACGCAACACUCAGACUCACUGAGUCAUUCCUAACCUUUUCCCAUGUUGUCUUCCACUCAGACUCACUGAGUCAUUCCUAACCUUUUCCCAUGUUGUUCUCCACCUAGCCUCUACUGGAGCCCAGCAGUGGUUACGAUGGCCUGACUAGACACAAGGACCCUCCUGAUGACGGGUCACCCUGUGUCUGUGCCAGUGUCUGGGUGCUGCUGCUCAGCCUGACCUCCGCCGUGGCCAACCAUGCCCUA
This is a messenger RNA of Coregonus sp. 'balchen', 22988 nucleotides long. NCBI's taxonomy places the organism in Eukaryota, Metazoa, Chordata, Actinopteri, Salmoniformes, Salmonidae. The record is from the annotation of a GenBank genome assembly.